AUGGACAUGUCACUAUUUCCCAUCCCUUUUUCACGCAUAUUGACAGGCUUCACAACAUGCCCCACCGCCAAUAUCCCUAAUGUCCACCCCGUCGACCUCCUCGACAAGCCCCUCGGCGUGCACAAAGCCACUUCCAAGACCCCCCAUCACCUUGUCGUCCCUCCCAUCCCCGUUCCUGGCGGGAGCGAAUUGUCGCCAGCAUGGGAGGCAUGUUUUUCAAACGGUAGUAUCAACCCUGGAAACAAGACGGCUCCUCCUGGCGGUUUUGGUUUCUACUUACAUGGACCUCUGCCAUUUGCGAAAGCACUCAAGGAGUUGGGGGACGAGGAAGAGGUCAUUUUUAGCUACGAUGUGCUCUUCGACGAAGGGUUUGAAUGGGUCAAAGGAGGGAAGCUGCCUGGCAUUUACGGUGGGGCUGGCGACUCUGCGUACGGCUGCACUGGGGGUCGACAGGAAGACAGAUGCAGGUGUUUCGACCUCCGGUUGAUGUGGAGGGAGAAUGCAGUUGGCGAGUUGUAUGCAUACCUUCCCCACCACGACAAGAACACAGAGCGCCUCAUGGCCGUCCCACCAAAGUCUAUCAGGCAUCCGGACUACGGCUUCUCCGUAGGACGCGGCGCCUUGAAGUUCGAGUCUGGGCGGUGGAUGCGGAUUGCAGAGAGAGUGAAAGUCAACGACGUAGGCAAGGAGGAUGGCGAGAUCGAGGUCUUCGUUGAUGGACGCUCGGUCAUGCAUGCGAACGGCCUCGUAAUCCGGACGGAGGAAGGAGCGGACGGUCGUGUGCAGGGCUUGCACAUGCAGACAUUCUUCGGCGGUCAUUCACCCGACUGGGCUUCACCCAAAGACCAGCGCGCAUGGUUCGCAAACAUAUCCGGUGCCAUUCUCAAGCGACAAGUUCGACAUAAUGAACUGUGA
This is a messenger RNA of Epithele typhae, 915 nucleotides long. RefSeq lists its product as uncharacterized. The record is from RefSeq and is a predicted model, not a curated record. The transcript is spliced from 5 exons. NCBI's taxonomy places the organism in Eukaryota, Fungi, Basidiomycota, Agaricomycetes, Polyporales, Epitheliaceae. The coding region runs from base 1 to 915 and encodes 304 amino acids.